Messenger RNA from Penicillium hordei, 1755 nucleotides. RefSeq names its product CocE/NonD family hydrolase. Bases 1 to 1755 code for a protein of 584 amino acids. NCBI's taxonomy places the organism in Eukaryota, Fungi, Ascomycota, Eurotiomycetes, Eurotiales, Aspergillaceae. The transcript has 3 exons. The record is from RefSeq and is a predicted model, not a curated record. Gene Ontology annotation, molecular function: dipeptidyl-peptidase activity.
AUGUUGCUAGAAUUGGCCCCUGCGGAAACCAUCUUUCAGUCCUCGAAGAGGCCAGAGGCGCCUGGAACAGGGUACGGUGGCUUUCACCCAACCAGUAUAGUUCUACCAGAAGGUCACUGCCGAACCCCAGAAUGCAGGCCACUUCCAAUAGCUCUUAUCUGGGAUCGGGAUGUUCCACUCCGUAUGCGCGACGGUGUUCAGAUUCGAGUGGAUAUAUUUCGGCCUGAAGAAGCUGUGGCUCAGUUGCCAACUUUGAUGGCGUGGAGUCCCUAUGGAGUAAUCAGCCUGGAUAUGAUUCCUCAUCGCGCAGGGAUUCCAAAAUGCAAGCUAUCCGGGUACGAGAAAUGGGAGGCCCCUGACCCAGCAGAGUGGUGUGCAAAGGGGUAUGCAGUGGUGAACGUUGAUGCCCGUGGCGUUUUUGAUUCUGAGGGAGACAUUAGAUGGCUGGGAACCGGAGAAGGCCAGGAUGGUCAUGAUGCCAUUGAAGAGGUUGCUAAGCUACCUUGGUCUAAUGGACGGGUUGCACUCGCUGGUAACUCCUGGCUUGCAAUGGCUCAGUGGUUUAUUGCAGCCGAAAACCCACCUCAUCUCACAUGCAUUGCCCCUCUGGAAGGAGCAAGUGACUUCUAUCGGGAAACUUUGUGCCGGGGAGGAGUUCCCUUUAAGCCUUUCUGGGAUAUGUUACGCACAUGCCUGGUUGGACGCAACCGUGUCGAAGACCCUGUCGCGAUGAUUGAGAAGUACCCUAACUGGCAUGCUUAUUGGGAAGACAAAAGAGCACGGCUAGACAAGAUAUCAAUUCCUGCCUAUAUCUUGGCUAGCUACUCGACAAUGAUCCAUACCGAAGGAUCCUUUCGCGGGUUUGAAGACAUUGCGUCUAAAGAUAAAUGGCUCACUGUGCAUGCCACCCAGGAGUGGUUUGAUCUCUAUUCACGGGAACGAAUUGACGACCUCGCCUCCUUUUUUGAUUGUUAUAUGAAAGACUGCAACAAUGGCUGGAAGAACACUCCCAGGGUUCGGGCCUCGAUACUUCCAUUCAACAAUGUCGCGAUGGUCAAUGUUCCUUUCUCUGCCUGGCCUCCUGUGAAAACGGAGUAUCACAAACUAUAUUUGCAGUCUUUCAACACCUUGUCCACGGAGUACGCAAACUCAAAGUCAGGAGUCGCACACUACCCAGCUGACCAACCUGGUACCCAGGGAGGAGAUGACUCCGGUCAACUGUCAUUCUCAUACAAAUUCGCGUCGCGUAAGAUGCUUUUGGGGUAUUCGAAGGCUGUUCUCUUUAUGUCGGCCGAGCAGGCUGAUGACAUGGAUGUAUUCGUGCAGCUUCGCAAGGCCGAUAGACAGGGUGAGAUUCUUGAGCACCUGAAUAUACCCCUCAAAGAUAUGGAGUUGUCGAGGGUGAAUGAGGUGCAACAGAUCAAUCCGUUGAAAUAUCUUGGUCCCCCUGGAAUUCUGAGGGCCAGUCACGCAGAGCUUGAUCCUACCCUUUCUACGGAUUUCCACCCUGUCUAUACCCAUCAAAACCCCCAAAAAAUCACUCCGGGCCAGAUCGUGAAGCUAGAAAUCUCUAUUUGGCCCACUGGAAUCUUAUUCGAGCCUGGUGAGAGCUUGGUUUUGAGGAUUGGUGGCAACCCUCAAGUGUUGGCAGAGUUCUCUGCACUUCGGGGCAAAUGGCUGUCUAAUAACAAUGGCACCAAUUCUGUUCAUUUUGGUGGAAAGUACCUUAGUUAUAUCUCCGUUCCAUUUGUUUAG